Acaulospora colombiana is the source of this 683-nucleotide messenger RNA. Lineage: Eukaryota; Fungi; Glomeromycota; Glomeromycetes; Diversisporales; Acaulosporaceae. The record is from the annotation of a GenBank genome assembly.
AUGGUGUUGGUGUUGCUCACCGUCACCGUAGUCUGCUCAGUGUGCAUCGCAGAGCUACCCGUGCCCGUAAAUGCACUGCUCCUGCUCCUAGCUCGACCACUUCGUCUAGCUCGUCUUCUGCCGAUCCUGCGCCCACCGUCCAAGCCGCCUCUGCCCCUCCCCCAGGAGAGGUGUCUGGGUGCCCAGACGCCGGAACGCUCGCGAACGAUUUUGGCCGGAUGCGCUCGGAAUUUGGAGCGCGCUACGUUCGCAUGUAUGGCUCGUGCGAUUAUGAUGAUGGAUUCUUUGACCGCUUUGUAUCCACGGCCUACCAACAAGGUCUCGGUGUCUAUUCCACCAUCUGGAUGGAGUGAGUUGGCCUUGUUGGACGCUGGAUCCAUGGCUAACGAGAUCAACUACAUCAAGAGCGUCGUGGGUCGCUUUGGCAUCAAAGUGUCCACCUCCGAAAUCGUCUAUGCUUAUAGCCAAAUCGACAAUGCCCAAACCGUCCUCGACGCCGAAGAAGUCAUCCACGCCCACCCCCUUCCCUACUUUGACCCUAAUGUCACGUAUGGAUCUGGUGCGAGAAACUCGGUGUUUGAUCCUGUCGACUGGGUCGUCCAGCACACCGGUGGCAGCAAAAAGAUCAUCUUCACCCAGACUGGCUCAUCCGCUACCGUCGCAUCUGCCGACUCGGCCCAAGC